Umbelopsis ramanniana AG is the source of this 1187-nucleotide messenger RNA. RefSeq lists its product as uncharacterized. Gene Ontology annotation, cellular component: mitochondrial inner membrane. The record is from RefSeq and is a predicted model, not a curated record. The transcript is spliced from 8 exons. Gene Ontology annotation, biological process: monoatomic ion transport; mitochondrial transmembrane transport. NCBI's taxonomy places the organism in Eukaryota, Fungi, Mucoromycota, Umbelopsidomycetes, Umbelopsidales, Umbelopsidaceae. Bases 116 to 1099 code for a protein of 327 amino acids. Gene Ontology annotation, molecular function: monoatomic ion transmembrane transporter activity.
CCUGUUAUACCAGGAUUUGGAUACCUUGCUUACGAGCUUUCCACAAUAAAUCGAUGAAAGAUCAUCUUUGUUUGAGACCCCGAACGCUCCCCUUACUUACUGUUCUUAUACCACUAUGGAGAGCAAGGAAUCGCCUGCUAUAGAUUUGACUCGUUCUCAAUACGACCUGUCAACAUACUUUGGACGAAUCCGACAUUUUGUGGAGAUCACUGAUCCCCGAACUUUACUUGUCUCUCCAGCAGGUGUAAAGAAAGCGCAGGCACUGAUCGAGGACUACAAUGCUGGAAAAGUCAAAGGGGUUGAACCUGCUCAGCUGUUGAAAGCAAAGCAGAUUGUUGAUUCUACAAUUCAUCCCGAUACUGGAGAACCCGUACUGCUACCGUUUCGUAUGUCAGCAUUCGUGCCUACCAAUUUGAUUGUCGUAGCAGGCAUGCUUAUGCCAAACCCCACGAUCAAAAGUGUUAUAUUCUGGCAAUGGUGUAAUCAAUCUCUCAAUGUUGCCGUGAACUACUCCAACUCCAACAAAACAACGCCCAUGAGUAUGCAAGAAACAGCUGUGGCGUAUGUGUCUUCGGUUAGCACAUCGUGCUUGAUUGCAGUAGGGUUGACGCAGUCGGUACCAAAAUUGAAGAUAGCGCCAAGCGUCAAGAGCUUGCUCAUGAAAUUGGUACCAUUUACUGCCGUAGCUGCCGCCGGAACAGUCAAUGUCUUUCUGAUGCGAGGCAAAGAGAUUCGAGAAGGAAUUGAUGUAUAUGACGAAAACGGGAACUCCGUUGGAAAGUCCAAGAUUGCCGGCUUAAACGCUGUUUCGCAGGUCGCCAUCUCACGUGUACUUACCAAUGCUCCCGUAUUAGUCAUUCCGCCGCUACUUAUGGGUCGUCUCCAAACAACUGAGUUCUUGAAAGCACGGCCCGGUAUGUCUGCGCCGAUUAACCUGGGUUUGAUCGGGUUGUCGCUGAUGACAGCACUACCUGCAGCAAUUGCAGUUUUCCCUCAGCGAGGUAGCUUGAAAACAGAAAAAAUGGAAGAGGAGUUCCGUAAUAUUAGAGAUAAAGACGGUAAAAAAUUGAACACCUUGUUUUACAACAAAGGUUUGUGAAAUUGCGGUGUUCACUUGCGGGUGUUCACUUGCGGUGUUCACGCCUUAAUAAAAAAUAAAAAUUUAAAUUUUGCACAAGCACACAAAA